AUGCAGCUCUUUCUCUUCGCAGUCCUUGCCCUGGUGAUUGCAGUUAACGCCCACAACGUUCCCAAAGGCCAAAUAGCCCACAAAGCCGCCCUCUCAUCCCGCUGCGCUUCACACGUCGCCCACAACAAUCAGAAACGCUGGAAGCGCUCCUUCAGCCCCUCCAUCAGCAACACCACCGUCCCCAUCCGAACUCAAGGGCCCUACUACUCAACUCUGCAAAACGAAACAUGCGUCCUCUCCCCCGAGAUAACCGCGGGUCCAUACUACUGGCCGCACUCACAAACACUCCGACAGGAUAUGACUGAGAACCAGGUUGGAGUGCCACUCUGGCUUGACAUCGGAGUCAUGGACAUGGCUACCUGUCUACCCUUAGAGGGCGUGAUGGUCGAUCUGUGGCACUGUAACGCGACGGGGAGUUACUCGAGCUUCAGUGCCCUGUCGCCUGAUACGCCUUUCCCGGAGUUAUUGGCGGAACAAGGGAAGAACAUCUCCGAUUUCGUGGUAGGUGAAACAGAUCUGCAUACUGAUGCAGAGACAUGGUUGAGAGGAAUGUGGCCAACGAACGAGGAGGGCCUGAUGCAGAUGAAGACUAUAUUUCCUGGGUUUUACGUCGAACGCUCCAUCCACAUCCACGUUCAAGUCCACACCAACUGGACCGUCCGUGAGAACGGCACGCUCGUGUUCGAAAACACCGUCAGUACCGGACAAUUGUAUUUCGACGAAGAGCUCGAAGAGAAGAUCAUGGCGUUGGAGCCUUACGCGUCACACGUGGAAAUUAACCGCACUACCAAUGCGGAAGAUAUGGAAUUUUCCAAGGGCAUGGCGAACGGGUACAACCCGGUUGUUUCAGUGGUGCAGAUUGACGAUGAUGAUAUUUCAAAGGGGUUGAUAGGGUAUAUCACUAUUGGAGUGGAUAGCUCAGCUAUUAGGGAUGAGCAUUGGUCUGCUGCAUAG
This is a messenger RNA of Aspergillus caelatus, 954 nucleotides long. RefSeq names its product intradiol ring-cleavage dioxygenase. Gene Ontology annotation, molecular function: oxidoreductase activity, acting on single donors with incorporation of molecular oxygen, incorporation of two atoms of oxygen; ferric iron binding. The record is from RefSeq and is a predicted model, not a curated record. The transcript is spliced from 2 exons. The coding region runs from base 1 to 954 and encodes 317 amino acids. NCBI's taxonomy places the organism in Eukaryota, Fungi, Ascomycota, Eurotiomycetes, Eurotiales, Aspergillaceae.